GGCAACUCUAAAUAGGUGAAGGAAGGAAUUUGAAGAAAUAGAAAGAAGUCGCUAAUUUAUGCGGGACCGCGUCUUUAUUUUCAGAUAAAAUCAUUUAAGUUUUAGUGUUAAUUAUUAGAUAUAACGUGGUUCUUAGAAUAAAUAGCGAAGUUGGAGUAGCUAAAAAAAAACAUCAAUAUGGGGGACCAGCAAUUUUUCCUAAAAUGGAACGACUUUCAAACGAAUAUGGUGACUUCUUUCAGACAUUUGAGAGACGAAAAAAGUUUCACAGACGUAACACUAGCCUGUGAAGGACAGACGUGUAAAGCACACAAAAUGGUCCUAUCAGCUUGUAGUCCGUAUUUUAAAAGUUUAUUAGAGGAGAAUCCUUCAAAACAUCCCAUUAUAAUCCUAAAAGAUGUUUCGUAUCAGCAUCUGCAGGCUAUCUUAGAGUUCAUGUAUGCCGGGGAAGUAAACGUCUCACAGGAACAAUUGCCGGCCUUCCUCAAAACCGCUGCCCGUCUCAAGGUAAAAGGUCUAGCAGAACCACCGCCGCAAAUGCCAAGCAUCAAGAGGGAGGGCUAGCAGUAAAUAAAUACUAGUGAUUUAACACCAAUGUUACAACCAUUGUAAGGUUAUUAAUUAUUUUCAUAAAAUACGGUCCUAAAAUUAUACAGAAAAUAUAUGAAAGCAAUUUUAAUAACUACAUCGUAGUAGUGUCUUGUUCUGUGUGAGUUAUCGGUCCAUAGCGUUAAUGUUUGAUAUUCAUUUGGUAUUAUUUGGCUUAUACUAGGGACCUAAUGAUCGUUUAGCUAAUUCAGGGCCAUCACAGCCGUUUUAAGCAAUACAUCGUGGAAUGGUUCGAGACGGCCAACAAUAUGUGGAUGAAGCAAUAUAGUUUUGCUACGUUGAUGUCUUUGACUGCUAUAUAAGUUGAAUGUGUAAUACUUUCGUGUAACCUUUAAGAUGGACCAGCACACCGUUGUGUGCUGCCUUUACAUUGUAUCGAAAGGAAACGGGGAAUUCGUAUGAUGACAAUUUAUCAAAGAUAUAAGUUAUACAGGGUGUGAUGCCGGACACACUUUGGUCUAUCCCACUUAGUUACCUAGCAACCAAAGUUUUAGCUUAUAUAAACAGAUCGCCCAACAAAGUGUGGCCGACAUCACAUCACACACCAUGUACGAGAGCCAAUGUCACCGUGAGCGGGAGUGUCUGUCCGUCGGUUGUGUUGGCUUUGUACCGAGUGUGUAUAUACUCUACCGACAGAUGCCUUAUAAUCUAAUUUCCAAUACAUAUGUCUUAUACAUCAGAAGCAUGUUUUAUAUGUAAAUUUAACAGAACAGAAUAUAUUUUAGUUAUUUAUAAAUAUUACACUUAGACAUAAUGUAUUGGAAUGCCUUAAUACUUGCUUUGUUAGCAUUGUAAGGUGUUCGCUGUAGCUUCAAAUGAUUUUUGUUAUUAUUGUUUUCCAACAAAGGCAUAAUACUUUAAAUAACUCUUCUUUAGAUUAAGUUUUCAUUUGUCAGGAAUCUUUUUUUUUUGCUAUUUUUACUUAAAUUAGGAUUAUGUUGAAAUUAAAUACUAAAUUAGUACAAAACAGGUUUGCUGUUUAUUUGAUUGUGUAUGCGUCUCAUGUUUCUGUUUCCUUCUUGUGUUUCGUUUCUCAUUUAUUUGGUAAUUAAUUGAUAUUUCCUCUGGAGCUGUAUUGAUAGUUGUAUAAAUGUAAAUCUGAUAUUUUUAGAUGAUGUAAUGGGAUGCUGGAUAGAUCACAUGGACUAGUGAACUAUGUAAUGAUUGAAAUUAUGAAAGAUUUGUAAUUUUAGAUAAUAAUAAAAAUAAUUAAUACAA
Danaus plexippus (monarch butterfly) is the source of this 1827-nucleotide messenger RNA. RefSeq names its product longitudinals lacking protein-like. The transcript has 5 exons. Gene Ontology annotation, cellular component: nucleus. Gene Ontology annotation, biological process: regulation of transcription by RNA polymerase II. Gene Ontology annotation, molecular function: protein binding. The coding region runs from base 178 to 564 and encodes 128 amino acids. The record is from RefSeq and is a predicted model, not a curated record. NCBI's taxonomy places the organism in Eukaryota, Metazoa, Arthropoda, Insecta, Lepidoptera, Nymphalidae.